This is a messenger RNA of Sphaeramia orbicularis (orbiculate cardinalfish), 1146 nucleotides long. RefSeq names its product glutamine amidotransferase-like class 1 domain-containing protein 3A, mitochondrial. Bases 43 to 804 code for a protein of 253 amino acids. The transcript is spliced from 4 exons. Lineage: Eukaryota; Metazoa; Chordata; Actinopteri; Kurtiformes; Apogonidae. The record is from RefSeq and is a predicted model, not a curated record.
CAAUGUGCAGAAGAAGAAGUACCGCUCGGCUGUCAGUCCACCAUGCUCACCCUGCUGCACCACUGUGGUCGGAACUUGGUGACAUUCAGGACUUUUCAGGCUGUGAACAGAAGUUACUACUCCACACAGAUGGGUAAACGCGUGGCCGUGGUUUUGGCGGGCUGUGGGGUUUAUGACGGCAGCGAAAUCCACGAGGCCUCCGCGGUUUUGGUUCACCUUAGCAGAGGAGGUGCAAGUGUGAACAUGUUUGCCCCAAACAUUGACCAAAUGCAUGUGGUGAAUCACCUCAAAGGAGAACCAUCUGAGGAGAAGAGAAACGUUUUGGUGGAGAGCGCCCGGUUAGCCCGUGGGAACAUCCAGGACCUGUCUAAACUCAGUGUCAAAGACCAUGAUGCGAUUAUAUUCCCAGGUGGCUUUGGGGCAGCGAAGAACCUGUGUACAUGGGCAGUGCAGGGGAAGGACUGCUCUGUAAAUGAUGAGGUGAAGGCUGCACUGCAAGCGUUUCACGGUGAAGGCAAACCCAUCGGCCUCUGUUGCAUCUCACCAGUCCUCGCUGCCAAGGUGUUUCCUGGAUGUGAAAUCACCCUCGGCCUUGAAAAGGAUGAGAAGUAUCCAUACACUACUGACAGCGUUGCAGGUGUUUCCGAGCUCGGGUGCAAGCAUGUGAAUAAGAACGUCAGCGAGAGCCAUGUGGAUGAAAAGAACAAACUGGUCACCACCUGUGCCUUCAUGUGCGAGGCACCGAUUCACGAGAUAUUCGAUGGGAUUGGAGAGAUGGUGAAGGAUGUCCUGAAACUUGCUUAAUUCUGUUGAUACCUUGAAGGUGGUGGAAACAGAAAUAAAAUGUUGGUGAGCUAACGUUAUAGCGAGCAUUAUGGUUGAUCUCCGCUGUGCUGAUGUACAGAAAUAGGACAGUGAUAGAUUAACCUUUUGAUUAAAAGCACUUCCAGACACAAAUGAAAAAUAUAUAAAUUUAUAGUUGUCAUGUGCACAACGUGGUCUGAUUUUUCAGGUUUAUUAUUUUGUUCUUUUUAGUUCAGUUUUACUGGAUUGUAUCAUGAGGCAAUGAAGAAACAUCAGAUUGGAAUGGAAAGAAAUAAAUAGUGAUGAUAUAAAAGGCAAUUGCAAUAAAACAACAAUCAAAGC